This is a messenger RNA of Callorhinchus milii (elephant shark), 1613 nucleotides long. It is a transcript of the gene pla2g7, whose product is annotated as phospholipase A2, group VII (platelet-activating factor acetylhydrolase, plasma). The record is from RefSeq and is a predicted model, not a curated record. The transcript is spliced from 12 exons. The coding region runs from base 290 to 1501 and encodes 403 amino acids. Gene Ontology annotation, molecular function: 1-alkyl-2-acetylglycerophosphocholine esterase activity. NCBI's taxonomy places the organism in Eukaryota, Metazoa, Chordata, Chondrichthyes, Chimaeriformes, Callorhinchidae.
AACAUCUGAUGGAAGAGAAAGCAGUGUCCUGAAGUGGGAAGAAUGUGUGAGGGUGCAGCCCUCCCUCCCCCCCAGCCCGGGCCAGGACAGAUCUCAACCCGGGAGUGUUGCUGACGGGGUAGAUAUCGAGCACAGUCAGGGCAGGUCGGGACUGGGGCUUUUCCGAGAGCUCAAGAGGAUCUAAAGGAGAGAGAAAAAAAAAAGAGGACUCAUUCCAACACAGACUUCUCAAACUGCCUUGCUCUCCCAGACGAUCUCUACCUCAAGCAGGUGUCUGGAUAAAGAGAGAAUGGGAAGCAGCAGUAGUCGGACUAUUGAAAUCCCUCCUGGGAAGGGACCAAAUCUUGUUGGAUGUAUAGACCUGAUGGUUGAUCACACAAUUCAGGGAAGUUUCAUCCGCCUAUAUUACCCAUGUGAGUCAGGUGGGGAUUAUGAGAAACCAUUGUGGAUUCCCCGACAGGAAUAUUAUUCUGGACUUGCUAAUUUUCUUCAGUACAAUCGAAGGCUUGUUGAUUAUUUUUUACAGCACUUGUAUGGAUCAUUUAAAAUUCCUGUUGAAUGGAAUGCCCCAUUUAAAGCUGAUGGAAAAUAUCCUCUGAUUAUUUUCUCCCAUGGCCUUGGAGCUUUCAGAACGCUGUAUUCAGCAAUAUGCAUAGAAGUGGCUUCACAAGGAUUUAUAGUUGCUGCUGUGGAACACAGAGAUGAAUCUGCUUCUGCUACAUAUUACUAUGAAGAGAAAUCCAUCAAUGAGGUGCAGCAACAGAGUUCGUCCACAAGUGCACUGCCAACUUUGGAUCAAUUGGAGGAGAGGUGGAUUGACUACAAGCCACAUAAGUUAGGAACACAAGAAUUCCCCUUCCGGAAUCAUCAGGUGCAUCAAAGGGCAGAAGAGUGCAUCAGGGCCUUAGAUCUGAUGACUGAUAUAGACACAGGAAAAUCAAUCCAUAAUGUCCUGGAAGUAGAUUUUGACUUCACAAAAAUGAAGGAUGCAAUUGAUCUAUGUAAAGUAGCUAUUAUGGGUCAUUCAUUCGGUGGUGCCACUGCGAUCGAGACCCUCGGUAAAGAUCAGAGGUUUAAAUGUGGAGUAGCAUUGGAUGCGUGGAUGUUCCCACUGGAUGAUGAGACUUAUCGAAAUGUACAGAAGCCAAUAUUGUUCAUCAACUCUGAAAAAUUCCAAUGGCCUGUGAAUAUCCUUAAUAUGAAAAAACUUGACUCAAAUACUAUACAGAGAAAGAUGAUAACAAUCAUGGGAACAGUACAUCAAAGCUUCCCUGAUUUCACUUUUUUGACUGGUUCCUUCCUUGGAAAGUUAUUUGGAUUAAAGGGAACAACAGAUCCUGAAAUGGCUGUAGACAUUAGUGACAAAGCUUCUUUAGCAUUCCUGCAGAGGCACUUGGGUCUUGAAAAAAGUUUUGACCAGUGGGACCCUCUCAUUGAUGGGAUAGGAGACCAUGUGAUACCAGGCACAAAUCUUCCUUUGCUUCCAUUGAGCAAACACUGACCAUAUGGUACUAACCACAUACUAUUGUUUAGCAUAGCCUAAACUUUUAACUCUCCGUAAUUCUAAAAAGCACACAAAUAAAAUCAGCCAUACGCACACAUUACCUCCAUAA